CCCCAUUUCUUCAUAACAGAACACAACAACACUCUUCUCUCUCUUCGCUCUCUGUUGCCCACAUCAAUAGUCAAAAGCACCUUCUCUUAUCCUCCUCCUCCUCCUCCUCCUUCUCCUUCCUCCUCAUCUUCUUCUUUCUUCAGAUAUUGAAACUUACAACUCAGAGCCACGUACCAUGGACAUAACAAGCAGCACAACAGAUGAGAGCACGACCAGUGAGCUCUCAAUGUCGAUCUCACCCCCACCAAGACCCAACAACAACAAGCUCUCCUCCUCGCCGCCGCAGAGCCUCUGCCGCGUCGGCAGCGGAGCCAGCAGCGUCAUUCUCGACUCCGAGAACGGAAUCGAGGCCGAGUCCCGCAAGCUACCUUCCUCCAAAUACAAAGGCGUCGUCCCCCAGCCCAACGGCCGCUGGGGCGCUCAGAUUUACGAGAAGCAUCAGCGCGUCUGGCUUGGCACCUUCAACGAGGAGGGCGAGGCCGCCCGAGCCUACGACGUCGCCGCACAACGCUUCCGUGGCCGUGACGCAGUAACUAACUUCAAACCCCUAGCCGAGUCAUCCUCCUCCGCCACCGCCGCCGACAACGACGACGACGAAAUAGAGGCUGCCUUCCUCAACUCCCACUCCAAGUCCGAAAUCGUCGACAUGCUGAGGAAGCACACUUACAAUGACGAGCUGGAGCAGAGCAAGCGCAACUACGGAUUCGACGCCAACGGCAAGCGGCGGGCUCGUGGCGAGAGCGGCCCGGACAGCCGUUCCGCGAAAGCGCGUGAGCAGCUUUUCGAGAAAGCUGUCACGCCGAGCGACGUCGGGAAGCUGAACCGGCUUGUGAUCCCCAAGCAACACGCCGAGAAGCACUUUCCGCUGCAAAGUGGGAGCACCUGCAAGGGCGUGUUGCUCAACUUCGAGGACGUCGGCGGCAAGGUAUGGCGGUUCCGGUACUCCUACUGGAACAGCAGCCAGAGCUACGUGUUGACCAAAGGGUGGAGCCGGUUCGUGAAGGAGAAGAACCUCAAGGCCGGCGACAUUGUGAGUUUCCAAAGGUCGACGGGGCCGGACAAGCAGCUGUAUAUUGACUGGAAGACAAGGAGCAGUGGUGCGAAUCCGGUUCAGGCAGGGCCGGUAGAGAUGGUCCGGCUAUUUGGUGUCAACAUUUUCAAAAUACCUGGGAGCGGCACUGCUGGAGCUGUGGAGGCUCCUAUUGGUUGCAAUGUUGUGGGGAAGAGAAUGAGGGAGAUCGAGUUGUUGGAAUUAGAAUUUAGCAAGAAGCAGAGGAUAAUUGGAGCUUUGUAACAUUUCUUAGUUCUCUUUUUUGGCAAUUUUUUUUCUUGGUAGUUUUGUGAAGGGGGAAAAAGGGCUGGGGAGGUGUAGUUUGCAAGUUGCAAGUUUCGAGAGGUGAAUGAAUUUGUAUAUUACAUGACCAAAAAACCAAAGAAAGCUGAAGAAAGCAAAGGCUUUCGUUUGAAGUUUCAAUGAAACAAUUCUCCAAAGGAGGACUAUAACUGUUAGUUUGAUCUU
This is a messenger RNA of Argentina anserina (silverweed cinquefoil), 1519 nucleotides long. Its product is annotated as AP2/ERF and B3 domain-containing transcription factor RAV1-like. The transcript has a single exon. Gene Ontology annotation, molecular function: DNA-binding transcription factor activity; DNA binding. The record is from RefSeq and is a predicted model, not a curated record. Gene Ontology annotation, biological process: regulation of DNA-templated transcription. NCBI's taxonomy places the organism in Eukaryota, Viridiplantae, Streptophyta, Magnoliopsida, Rosales, Rosaceae. Bases 176 to 1294 code for a protein of 372 amino acids.